UAUAUGACUGGUUUAAUUUGAUUCAUGCACCCACACAAUCAAACUAUUGAAUCACCUCUCCCAUUUCCACCAUGCAACCAACACACUUUGCCUCCCUUCCCACUCAUGCAAGAUCUUUCCACACGCUACUUCAUGCAAAUCGUAAUUCCAUGGAUUUACCCAGGCAGUUUAUAGAUUCACAUUCACACGUGCUUGAAAAUGAGAUGGUUGUUUUGUUUGACCCUGUUGGGAACGUUUUCCAUUGCUUGGUUACAAGAUGUGGAACAGGAGUUCAGUUUGAGGAAGUAUUUCAGAGAAUUUGCCACAAACAUAACUUGGAAGGAACAUCUAUAAUUCAUCUCUGUCAUAUUCAUGAUAAUCAUUAUGACAUACGAAUAUUUGGUGAUGGUGAGAUGGAAAUAAAUUAUGUUGGCCCUAAUAAUGCAGAGCCUUUUGGGCGUGACCCCAUAUGGACAAUAGAUCUAACCCCUGAACUUUGUAGAGGUGAUAAAAGAUUGCCUAUCCCAACUCGAAUACUAGAAGAUCAUUUGUCUCACCAUCCUACAUUCAUUAACAUGGUGUUGCCAAAUGGUUAUGUUACUGAGUGGUUUUUGAAUUGGGACGAAACGAGCUACCCCAAAUGCAUGAUAGGCAUUGGAUGGUAUGAGUAUUGCAGGGCAAGCAGGUUCAGUUUCACCGAUCAAUUGAAAUUUUUCAAGUUGCAAGCGCCUGAUACUUUUAAAGUUGUAAUUGUUCGAAACAAUUGAGUGCUUUGUGGCUCAAUGGUUUCAAUUGAAUACAUUGAUUUUAUGUUUCUUAGCGUAUUAUACCUGUUGAUGUUUCCUGUUUGUGUUCUUAGUUUUGAUAUUGUGAAAAAAUAAUUAUGUGAAUAAAUGAGUAGUUGGGAUCUCAUAAAUUGUAAUAAAAUAAUGAAUUAUUGUUGGUUUAAA
Messenger RNA from Lotus japonicus, 929 nucleotides. RefSeq lists its product as uncharacterized. NCBI's taxonomy places the organism in Eukaryota, Viridiplantae, Streptophyta, Magnoliopsida, Fabales, Fabaceae. Bases 72 to 746 code for a protein of 224 amino acids. The transcript has 3 exons. The record is from RefSeq and is a predicted model, not a curated record.